CGAACGCCACAGGGCUAGAAGCGGGCCUGAAAAUGAAUUGUAGCUGCUCUGUGCAAAGCCCUAGGUGUGUGGACAGAAGGGAGCCAGCAAGAAGGUUACCGCAGGUCAGGAAUAAAUAACCAGCAGGCGGAGGAUCCCGGAUUCCGUCCUGCCUUUUGUUGGGUGAGGAGCGCCAGGCAAACGCGUCCACCUUGGCUUGGGCAGCAAGCGGCUGGACCGUCCGCCCCCGGUCGCAGUCCCGGGUGACUAGGAGGGACCCGGGGACUCGGGGAGCUCCAAGCCGGGACCGCGGGGCUCCGCCGUCCACCCGAGGCCCCGCAGCGGGGACCCCGGAUGGUACAGGCAUGGAUGGGAAGAAAUGCAGCGUAUGGAUGUUUCUACCUCUUGUAUUCACUUUGUUUACCUCAGCUGGCUUGUGGAUAGUGUACUUUAUAGCUGUGGAAGAUGACAAAAUCUUGCCAUUAAAUUCAGCUGCAAGGAAAUCUGGUGUGAAGCAUGCUCCGUACAUCAGUUUUGCAGGCGACGAUCCUCCUGCGAGCUGUGUGUUCAGCCAAGUGAUGAACAUGGCCGCCUUCCUAGCCCUCGUGGUAGCUGUUCUGCGCUUCAUCCAACUGAAACCGAAGGUUUUAAACCCAUGGCUGAAUAUCAGCGGACUGGUGGCGCUGUGUCUGGCUUCCUUCGGAAUGACCUUACUUGGUAAUUUUCAGCUCACAAACGAUGAAGAAAUUCAUAAUGUGGGGACAUCCUUGACCUUCGGGUUUGGCACAUUGACCUGCUGGAUACAGGCUGCAUUGACACUCAAGGUCAAUAUCAAGAACGAAGGACGGAGAGUUGGAAUUCCACGAGUUAUCCUGUCUGCCGUCAUCACUCUCUGUGUGGUCCUGUACUUCAUUCUCAUGGCCCAAGAUAUCCACAUGUACGCAGCCAGGGUCCAGUGGGGCCUGGUCAUGUGCUUCCUGUCAUACUUUGGCACCCUGGCGGUGGAGUUCCGGCACUACCGCUAUGAGAUUGUGUGCUCUGAGUACCAGGAGAACUUCCUGAGCUUCUCAGAGAGCCUGUCAGAAGCGUCUGAAUAUCAAACCGACCAGGUGUAACCCGUCAGUUUGUCCUUGGGGGUGCGGUGGGUGUGACGACAGGAGAGGGAUCGGGAUGAUACACUCACAGGACUCGACACAUCACCUCAUGACGCGCUUCACACACACGGACACAUAUUCAUCGUGGCCAUAUUUGCCAAAAGAGCUUUUCAGGGCAGGUUAUUUCUUUCAUGAACAAGCACAAGCUCUCAUGUGUGGAAAUACACACUGUCACACUGAAAACAUAUGCACGACAGAGCCAGAAGCUUGUGCAUGGUCACCUCCCCGUCCCACCCUCCCAGUAUGCUCUUCUCAUCUGCUUCACGUUUCGAACCUGUCGUCUCCCUCCAGCAGAGUAAGGCAGGCUGAAUGGAACAUAAGAAUGAAGCCAGCUCCCUCAGCCGCCUUCAGGUCCGAAGGGCUUGGAGUGAGCUUGUGGGGACUUGUGGCUCUGGGACCGAUAUUCUCGAGUGGACACCCGAGGAGCAUCUGUCUGGAUGCUCACUGUACUGAAGCUGGGAGUGUGGCCUGUGAGAGGCACGGGCAGAGCUUUCCCGCCAGGCGGCCUUCACCACUGUUCAGCCGUCGGCUUUGUGGGAAAGGAACAUGGGAAAGAGGCCGCCACCGGCAUCUGGACUUGACUCAGUCUGCCUGAGAAAGAUCUCCAAGUGUGAAUGUUCACGGGGACGGGAUGCCAGGGGUGGCAUGAGGCACAGCUGAGAGGGCCUGUUUUCAUUUCCGCUUCCACACUGUGUCAUGCACAAUUCUGGUUUUAUAGCCCAUGGCUUGCCUUUUUCUUUUUUUUUAAUGCAACUCCCGUGGGUUUCUGUAGGCCUCAUGGACAAAGAUGUGGACCAAAGGCAAGAACCUUGUUUUGGUUUCAGAUAUGACAGGGGAUGAUACCUACGGGCUUAUUUUAAAUUUGAAGCAAAAAGAAGGACAAAAAAAAAAAAGGAUUCUCAAAGAAGCACAAAGAAAUCUGCAUGGGGGUGGGGGUGGGGGUGGCGAGGUAUGAGGGCGCCUGUGGGCUUUGAGGAGGAAGGACGGGAGGUUAGGACUCUUGCGGCAAAUCCAAGCCGGGGGAGACUUUCACAUUCAUGUGUUCCCCAAAUUUUUAGGUGCCCCCAAAGUUCGGGAACUAAGGACUUUUCAAAUUUGGAGUUUAUGGAAGCCAAUUAAAACACUGCCCUCCCCCAAACCACAUUGGCACAGACAGAGCCACGGCACUGAACAUGAGUCUCUCACCUGCUACGAGUUCAGAUGUGAGAUCAUAAGUGAAGGAGUUUGAGGCCAUCCUAGAUCCCUCGUACCAAGGUGCAGAGCAGUGUACCUAGCGCACGAGCACCACCACCCCAACCGAGUGCACCGUUUCAAGAAAUCCCCAAAUUCUUAGGGGCCUGGGAUACCCCGGUGAUAAUGUGAAAAAUGCUAUUUUGUAAAUUCAACCCAAAGUAUAGCUUCCUAAGGAGAGGCUCAAAUGUUGUUUCAUCUAAAUCCCCACUCCCAGCACAGUGCCUGGCGCACAGUGGGUGCUCGGUAAGUGUCCACGGAAUAGGUGGUUUCCGAGUGGAGGUAAGGAGUAUCAAAGGGAUCGGGAGAUGAGGGACAGAGAACGGAAGCUGUCUCAAGUGAGGAAGGAGAGGAAGAGACCGUCACUCAGGCAAAGAACGGGGUGGGGGACUCCCUCAACGGUGAGCGUGAAGAGCCUCGAGCAGAGUGUUCUCUUCUUUAAAGGCAUCUUACUGUAAAUAGUAUGGGGUGACGUCUCUUAGUUUUAAAACUGCUUUGGGCAUUCUUUUCCUUUCUUUUUUAUAUUUUAAAGGUUUAAUCAAAGAACAAACACAGUUUUGUUUUACUGUGCACACUCCAAGUCAAACAGCUUUUGGUGACCCACCCACUCGUCUGUUUUCUUAAGAGUAUGUAACAGCACACCCUAGCAGAAUCAAGCAAAGGCUGGCAUUACUCACUGGGAUCUGGCCACUAAAAUAAAGUUGUUUUAUGCAAAAUUG
This is a messenger RNA of Peromyscus californicus insignis, 3082 nucleotides long. RefSeq names its product transmembrane protein 150C (gene Tmem150c). The transcript has 8 exons. The record is from RefSeq and is a predicted model, not a curated record. Bases 345 to 1094 code for a protein of 249 amino acids. Lineage: Eukaryota; Metazoa; Chordata; Mammalia; Rodentia; Cricetidae.